Messenger RNA from Exophiala viscosa, 1245 nucleotides. RefSeq names its product cobalamin biosynthesis protein CobW. Gene Ontology annotation, cellular component: cytoplasm. The record is from RefSeq and is a predicted model, not a curated record. NCBI's taxonomy places the organism in Eukaryota, Fungi, Ascomycota, Eurotiomycetes, Chaetothyriales, Herpotrichiellaceae. The coding region runs from base 88 to 1224 and encodes 378 amino acids. The transcript is spliced from 2 exons.
UGACGUCUCUCCAUCUCCCUCACAAAAUUCAGCAUUGCUCCGAGAUACGCAUCAACCUCAUCACCGCCAUUCACCAAGUUGUAAAUCAUGGCGCCAAUCCCGGUGACAAUUAUAACGGGCUUCCUUGGGGCGGGGAAGACAACACUUAUACUAAAUCUCAUUCCUCAAUUACCCAAGGAUUACAAACUCGCCCUGCUCAAGAACGAAUUCGGCGAUGUAGCCGUUGAUUCCCAACUAGCUGGCUCAGCCUCAAUAUCCGGCGUCCGUGAGCUUCUCAAUGGCUGCAUCUGCUGCAACUUGGUCGGCCAGCUGAAUGAUGCUCUCUUCCAACUCCGAGACUCUGUCAGUCCCAGCAGAAUCAUCAUUGAGACUUCGGGCUCUGCUUUUCCCGCCACACUAGCCAUGGAGGUCAACCGGGUCGCGCGCGAGCAUCCAGGAACCUUCUCUCUGGACGGCGUGAUCAGCGUCAUCGACGUCGAGAACUGGAAGGGCUACGAUGACACGAGCUACACCGCAAAAAUGCAAGCCAAGUACACCGACCUGAUUGUGUUCAACAAGUGGGAGCUCGUCGAUGAACGCAAGUUCGAUGAAGCCCUUGACCGUGUAGGCGAUCUUGAAGUGCAAGUCGCCUGGGUCAAAAGUGACAAAGGUUGGGUCGAUGUCGAACUAGUAAUGGGCAUUGAUGGGGCUAUGGUCCGAUCACAAGGUCUGCGAGAAGCCAUCGAGAUCAACGACGAACAUACGCACCACCAUUCCAAUGGCCACGGACAUUCACACGAGCGUCAUCAAGAAGAAGUCGAAGUCCUCAGUGUCGUCGUGCACAAUCAGGACACGUCCAAACCGCCGCAGGGUGUUGUCCUCGACUCGUUCGAAGAUUUGCUCCUCUCUGCCCCGAAAGACGAAGUCUAUCGCAUCAAAGGUCUUGUCUUGUCGUCGAAGCCUCCGCCCGACUCUACUGGCGCUCGAAAGCCAAGCAUUGCAGUCGAUGCCGAGGGCCAGAGCCUGUACGUUCUAAAUUGGGCGUUCGGUCGAUGGGCCUAUACACCUCUCCCGGGCGAAGCUUUCAAGGCCAUGGAGAAUGCAAGCGCCAGAUUGACAUUUAUUCUGGCGAGAGGAGAAUCCACCAAGUGGAUACGGAGGUUGGAGAAGGGCGACACCAUUGCUUUAGAGGGAGAGGAUGAUACGGAAGAGAAGGCCGUCUUGAAGAUCUCAAAGAUUGGAUGAACGGCGUUCAAUAAAGCAUGC